Molecule: messenger RNA, 1764 nt
Organism: Closterium sp. Naga37s-1
Lineage: Eukaryota; Viridiplantae; Streptophyta; Zygnematophyceae; Desmidiales; Closteriaceae
Source: the annotation of a GenBank genome assembly
AUGGCUGCCGCUUCUGCAUGCGCCAUCAUUCCUCUUUCCUGUUUUCCCGCCGUGAAAUGCGCUCCAUUACGUCGCGAUAGCAGGGUGCUUGGCGGAUCGCUAAGCCACAGCGCCUCGAACUUAAAGCCACACAGACUCCACACGCCGCGGCUCGUCGGCAGUCGCAUCGCGUCCUCAGGCCGCGCCGUCACAGCAGCCGGUGGUGGCGGCUCGAGCGACAGGAAGAACGCUGACGUCAACAAGGUGGCGGUGCUCCGGGAGCUUCUCACGUCACCAGGGAUCAAAUGCGCGCCGGCGUGCCACGAUGGACUGAGCGCGCGACUGACGGAAGCGGCCGGUUUCAAGCUGGCGUUCAUGAGCGGAUUUGCCGUCUCGGCCACAAGAGCUGGGCUCCCAGACACGGGGCUGCUCUCAUACGGCGAGAUGGUGGAGGCAGGCCGGCUCAUCGCGUCUGCUGCUCCCGGCAUCCCGGUGAUAGGCGAUGGCGACACGGGGUACGGCAACGCUGUCAACGUGCGACGCACCGUGCGGGGGUACAGGCAGGCUGGCAUGGCGGGGAUCAUCAUUGAAGACCAGGCGUGGCCCAAGGCGUGUGGGCACACGGCGGGGCGCAGGGUGGUGGGGCGGGACGAGGCAGUCAUGCGCAUCCGAGCAGCAGCAGAUGAGCGCGACGAGGGGCAGGGAGACAUUGUCAUCGUCGCACGGUCGGAUGCUUGUCAGGCUGUGUCACUGGACGAGGCGCUGUGGCGGGCAGCAGCGUUUGCCGACGCGGGGGCGGACAUGGUGUUCAUUGAUGCGCUGGGGUCGGAGGAGGACAUGCGCGCCUUUGUGCGCGCCGUACCAAACACCCCCAAGCUGAUCAAUCAGUUGGAGGGCGGCGGUCGAACGCCCAUCCUCUCCCCACAGCAGCUGGAGGACAUGGGCUUUGCCAUUGCUGUCUACCCUCUCUCCCUCGUGGGCGUCUGCACUCGGGCCAUGCAGGACGCGCUGUCAGCCCUGGCCUCUGGUCGACUACCCCGCCCUUCUCUCCUCCCCCCCUUUGAAGAACUCAAAGAGGCUGUUGGUUUCCCGGAGUACCUUGCUCUUGAGGAGCGGUACAAAACGGUGGAGGACGAUGAUGGGAGUAGCUGGAGCAGUGGGAGAAGCAGGAGGAGGAGCGAUAGUGAUGAUGCGGAUGCUGCUGCGGCUGCUGCUGCGUCGGCGCGAGCGGCGGCAGAAGCACAAGCAGAGGAGGCAGCCGCAGCAGCCCGAGCAGCAGCGGCAGAUGCAGCAGCAGCUGCUGCUGCAGCGGCAGCUGGUGCGAACUGGCAGCAGCAGCAGCAGCAACAGCAAUACCAGUCGCAGCAGCAACAAUCCCAAUCCCAACAGCAGCAGCAGCAGCAGCAGUGGGAUGUGGUGGAGCCUAUGGUUAUAGAACCCGAUGAAACACCAGGAACUGGAUCCGAAGGCUGGAAGAACCUCGAGAGGACCCGCAGCAGCAGCGGCGGCGGCGGUGGUGGGUGGGGAAACUGGACGCGGGUGCUGCGAGUGCAAGUGCUCGGCCAGAACAACAUCACCAAGCUCGACUUCCGUGUGCCGGCUGGCUUUCUAGGGAGUCUUGCCAACACCAUUCCAGCCGUUGCGGGCAUUGAUCUGGCAGGCAUGGUGGAGCGAGCAGCAACGCGGGCACAGUCAGAGGGGGGAGGCGGAGGGGAUGAUGAGGUGGUGGUGGUGGAUUUCAAAGACAAGACCACGGGCGACCGCGUGCGCAUCCUGCUGGAGUGA